CAGCAAAGCAAGAGCCCAGAUAAGGCUCCCAGCUGGGGCCGGUGGUUUGGAACAGAAAUGGUCAUAACUGCUAGGAGAGGACAAGAGGACGCGGAAGGGGAGCGCUAGGAGGUGGGCGCCAUGGGCGAGGAGAAUGUGGAGCUGGGGAUGUCGGGGCGCAGGAUUCGGGCCUGGAUCCGAGGGAGAUCGCUCCGCCUCGCCGCUCAGAGGCAGGGGAAAGAUAAUGCCAUGGACCUGGCAGCGCUGCGGAACGACCUGCCCACCACCUUGGACAACCUGUACCAGGACCACCUGGAGCAGGACCGCGCCCGGAGCCUGCCCAAUGGCCAUGCCUUCCCCACGGGCGAGCGGGACAAGGCCGGGCUGCUGGCCGGCGGCGAUGUCAAGCGCUCACAGCCACUGGUCAUCCAAGCCAACAGGAAGUUGAAGGAGGAGGAGCCGCGAGCCUCGUCGCUGCCGUCCAUCCCCAACCCCUUCCCCGAGCUCUGCAGCCCCUCCAAGUCGCCCAUCCUCAGCAGCCCCUCGGCAGGGCAAGGCCCCCAGUGUGAAAGCGGCCCCCACGUGGUAAAGGUCUUCAGCGAAGAUGGCACCUGCCGCUCGCUGGAGGUCACGGCAGGCGCCACGGCCCGCCAUGUCUGCGAGAUGCUGGUGCAAAAGACUCACGCCCUCCACGACGACAGCUGGUCCCUGGUGGAGCUCCAUCAGCACUUGGCUCUAGAGCGGUGCCUGGAAGACCAUGAGUCGGUGGUGGAAGUCCAGGCCACCUGGCCCAUUGGGGGAGACAGCAGAUUUGUCUUCCGGAAGAACUUUGCCAAGUAUGAGCUGUUUAAAAGCUCACCGCAGUCCCUGUUCCCCGAGGUGAUGGUCUCCAGCUGCUUGGAUGCCAACAAGGGCAUGUCCCACUCGGAGCUCAUCCAGAACUUCCUCAAUUCCGGCAGCUGCCCAGAGAUCCAGGGCUUCCUGCACCUGAAGGAGGUUGGGCGCAAGGUCUGGAAGAGGUUUUACUUCUCCCUCCGGCGCUCAGGGCUUUACUACUCCACAAAGGGCACAUCUAAGGACCCACGGCAUCUACAGUAUUUCGCUGACCUCAACGAGUCCAAUGUCUACUUCAUCACGCAAGGGAAAAAGCACUACGGCACGCCCACCGAGUUCAGCUUCUGCAUCAAGCCCUACAAGGUGCGCAGCGGCAUGAAAGGCCUCAAGCUCUUCUGCAGCGAGGACGAACAGAGCCGCACCUGCUGGAUGGCCGCCUUCCGCCUCUUUAAGUAUGGCGUGCAGCUCUACAGGAACUACCAGCAGUCCCAGUCCAGACGCAGCCACCAGUCUUGGAUCAGCACCACGCCCCUGAGGAGCAUGUCUGACAAUACCUUGGUGGCCAUGGAUUUCUCGGGGUGCACAGGCCGGGUGAUUGAGAACCCCAACGAGGCGCUGACGGUGGCCCUGGAAGAGGCUCAGUCGUGGAGGAAGAAGACGAGUCACCGCUAUAGCCUGCCAACUCUCUGCCAGGGCUCCCCGCUCAGCACAGCCAUCCAUCGAACGCAGCCGUGGUUUCACGGGCGGAUCUCAAGGGAAGACACACAGCGAUUGAUAAUCCAGCAGGGAUUAGUGGAUGGGGUGUUUUUGUUGCGGGAAAGCCAGCGGAACCCCAAGGGGUACGUCUUGUCCUUGUGCCACCUACAGAAAGUCAAGCACUAUCUCAUCCUGCCAAGCGAGGAAGAGGGGCAGCUUUACUUCACCAUGGACGAUGGCCAGACGCGCUUUGCCGAUCUCAUCCAGCUGGUGGAGUUUCACCAAAUCAACCGGGGCAUCCUGCCCUGCAAACUCAGACAUUACUGCACCUGCAUUGCCUUGUGACAGGCCCCCGGUGGGUGGCAGGGCUCUGCGACGGGCCACGGCCAACGCACGGCGAGCAGGAUGAGGAUCAACUCAAACUUCCGCCCCUCGCCCCACUUCGGCCAGGGCAGCGGCGGCCACGGAGGAUGGACUUGGCUCGUGCUCCAUCCUCUGUUGCAGUGUCAGUCACCACUCAGCCCCGUCAAGUGAGCACCGGCGAGGUGAGAGGCCAGGAUGGCACCCCUGGCGCCCAAGGAGCCAGAAGGACCGAAAAUCACCGUUCCAAGUCCUCGCCCCUGUGCUUCCACCAGCUCAUGGCCUCGUCUCACUGCUGCCCCUCCCCCUGUACCCCUGCUCCCGUCUCUUUCCGCCCCCAUAUACUUCUGCUCUGAUCUCUCUCUGCCCCUCCCUGUAUCCCUCCUCUCCCAUCUCUUUCUGCACCGUAUCCCUCUGCCCCCAGAUCUUUCCUCUCCGAUCUUUCUCUGCCCCUCCUCCCCUGUGUCUCUCCACUCCCAUCUCUCUCUGCCCCAUAUCCCUCUGUCCCGUAACCCUCCAUGCCUGUAUUCCCCUUCCCACCUGUAUCCCUGCGCCCUCAGCUCUGCCCCAAUAUGCUCUAUAUGUUUUGAUCCUAAAGUGUCUCCUCCCUCCCCACCAGCUACUCAGUGUUAAUGGUCGUAUUCUCUGUGCCCUUGGGAAGCCAAGCUGGGAGCUUGGGGAUGGUCCCGUUUGGUAUGUCCCAGCACUCUCCCUGCACAGACCCCUGGAUGCUCCGUUCUGCGCCCUCCUCCCUGGGCCCCUGCAGCCUCUUGGCUGGGUUUCGGAGCUCCUCAUCCUUUGGGAAAAUCUACCCACUCAUGCACUUUCUCCCCUGGAUUCCGACCUCUCUGGCCAGUGACCGCUAGGAGCCGAGCCAAGGGGGUGGUUACGUUGCCUUUCUCUUCAGGUUUCCACUUCUUUCCGUCAGACCAGUGCCAGAGUGGCUCCUUCUAACCUAGACCACUGGCCUCCCUGGGGGUCGGAGUCUGGACCCUUCUGUGCACGGACUGAGGCCCACCUUUCUGCUCCCCGCAGCAGCAACCUGCCUGAGGGCAGUCACCAUUCCCUCGCCAUGGAGAACUGUAUGUCAGUGGCAGCGGACCCUGAUAGGUGCAGAUCCCACACCCGUGCCCCCUGUGUGGGAGUGGCCACGUCUCCCUUUCUGAGCUGGCGGGUGAAGCCGGCAGGCCCAGUCACAGCAAGAAACAGCACCCAGCUGUUUCUGUGCCAGCUGGGGUUAGCAACGGGUUA
Messenger RNA from Mauremys reevesii (Reeves's turtle), 3120 nucleotides. RefSeq names its product growth factor receptor bound protein 7 (gene GRB7). The record is from RefSeq and is a predicted model, not a curated record. Gene Ontology annotation, biological process: signal transduction. The transcript has 16 exons. Lineage: Eukaryota; Metazoa; Chordata; Testudines; Geoemydidae. The coding region runs from base 121 to 1854 and encodes 577 amino acids.